Entamoeba invadens IP1 is the source of this 363-nucleotide messenger RNA. RefSeq lists its product as hypothetical. NCBI's taxonomy places the organism in Eukaryota, Evosea, Mastigamoebida, Endamoebidae. Bases 1 to 363 code for a protein of 120 amino acids. The record is from RefSeq and is a predicted model, not a curated record. The transcript has a single exon.
AUGGAAUUGAAGAGAUUAGAGAAAACAGAGACACUGAACUUGUUGGUGGUCUUCAUAUAUGUGCAAAAGCAAUUUCACAAUGAAAACUUAUUGAACAGAAACUUGUUGAACAGAUUGCUAUUAUUGUCAUUCAAGACACCAUCCACACUAAGUACCAAUUCAGAAAUUGGUUCAGAUUGUUCCAAAAGGUAUGACCAACACUUAAGAGAAAAAGAGUUGACGAGUGUUAAUUCGCAGCUAAAGACAAAGAAAUUGAAGCUUUUAAAGAAGAAGCUUGCUGAAGAAAUUGCAAAGAGAGAAGUCGCUGAGAAGGCACUUUCUGAAAUGAAAAUCAAGAACGUCGACUUGGAAACUUUAGUUUAA